Messenger RNA from Amphiprion ocellaris (clown anemonefish), 7983 nucleotides. It is a transcript of the gene il12ba, whose product is annotated as interleukin 12Ba. The transcript has 9 exons. Bases 502 to 1569 code for a protein of 355 amino acids. Gene Ontology annotation, molecular function: protein binding. NCBI's taxonomy places the organism in Eukaryota, Metazoa, Chordata, Actinopteri, Pomacentridae. The record is from RefSeq and is a predicted model, not a curated record.
CAGACAGUGAUGUCACACUCGUUUCUUACUUUUGCAGAAGUUGACACGUGCAGUUUUAGUGAGACAGAGAAAAACGCUGAAACUGCCUGGGAUGAAAAAAAAUGUGCGUCAUCCUGCACCAAGGUGUUGGAUGUCCCGACCAAAAUGAAAGUGGAACACGGUAGGGAAUCCGACCAACUUGAAAGUCAGCAAACAUCACGACCGCAGGUAGCAAACAACAUGAAAUUAAAGGCUACAAACACCCAAGACUGCCACAAAAGACUUACUGGCAGCUCUUCAAAGGUCACCAAACACAGUCUGUGCUUUCACUGUCAGUGGGGCACACAAGUGGAAGUGAGUAUUAGGUGGCCGAAUUCUGCUGUUCAUCAAGACACAUGGAAAACGAAGUUCCUCUGGACUUUUUCUAUUCAAGGCAACGUGGGGAAAUUUCACCACGAGAUGUCGGUAUAAAACUCUCCCACAACUGCAACAUCCCCAUUAAAUCUGGAGGUUGUGGACAAGAUGAAGUUGUUUGUUUUCACCGUCGUCUGUGCAUUUCUACACGUCAGCUACCAAAUUCCAAGGAGUCACUGGACUCUGCUGCCCAACAUCCUGGUUGUGGAGGUGGAUGGCACUUUGGGCCAGCAGCCCCUGAGCUGCAUUGAGCUGCCAGAGGAGCUUAUGAGGAUAGGCAACCAGAGCCAAGGUAUUUUUUGGAAGAAGAAUGGAAAAGAGGAAGCACAGAGAGGAAACUCCUAUCUGGUGCGGCUGGAGGAAAGCCUCGGAGGAGGCAACUACACCUGCCACAGCAAGGACGGAUCGCUCCUUAAUCACACCGUGGUCCUGAUCUCAGAGGAUGAAACCAAGAGGAGGAAGAUUCUGGUGAAAAAUGACAAAGAGGAUUAUUUAAAGUGCUCCGCUCAAAAUUACAACGGAGAGUUCCACUGCUCCUGGGCCUGGCAUCCCAGCCGCGUUGGCAAAGUAGCAUUCAUCAAAGCUCGACGUGUUUCUGACAACAAGAGCAUCCAGUGUUCUUUAGACUCCGGUUCUCAGCUGUGGAUGUGCUCCUCGGAUCACAGCAACUUCAGCUGCACGGUGGAUGACAGCGUUCGCAGGAUCUCCUGCCUGGACAAGCAGCACUGUCCUUACGCUGAGGAGAGCCAGCCUAUCCACAUCACCGUCUAUGUCAAGACCAAGCAGUUCCUGGUGGAGAACUACUCCAAGCAUUUUUACCUGUCAGAGAUAGUGAAACCUGACAAGGUGAGGAUCGUAAAAAUCAACAGCUCGGUGAUAGAGUGGAGUUACCCGAGGUCCUGGAGCAGCCCCUACUCCUACUUCCCCCUCACUUUCCAGAUUGCACAGCUCAGGGGUGAAUGCAGGAGGUGCAACAACCCGUGUACUGACUCAAAAGCUGCCACGACCACGAUGGUCCAGUCUCCAAACAUUUGCCAGUUUCAAGUGUGGCACAAGGCAAAGGCGGUGUGUGUCCGAGCGAAGGAUGCCAUCUGUGACUCACAGUGGAGCGAGUGGAGUCAUCUCAGUUUGAGGGGAAGCAAGAAGAACAGACGGCACAACAAGGAAGAAGCAUAAAAAGAUCCCACCACUGGACUUCUCAAGCAAUGCUACAUGCUUUUAUCUAUUUAUAUUUAUUUUAUCUAACAACACGGCUUUGGUAAUGUGUAAUCCUUAUUGACAAGUGAAUAAAUAAAAUAAAAAUUCAGCACAAUCUUUUUGUUUACUGUGUCCUGUGUGUUCUCAAGAUUGAAUUUUCAUUUUUCUCACAGUCCCAAUCAGCAGCUUCACCCUCGCUGCAGGCGAUUUGUGCAGUUUUCUACAGCAUCAAAUCUUCCUGUAACCCUUUUAGCCUCAAAUGAGGUUGGAAAUGUUGACUCAAACCCCCUAUUGUGUUUUGCAGAGAACAGAAACACCAAUAGUUGUUUCUAUUCGACCAACAAACAAAGUUUAGAUGAUCAUGAGGUGCCCGUAGUCUUUUCCGUAACUGGCUGGAUGAGAGUGUGGCUUUUGGUGGAAACUUGCCUCCGCACACUUGACAAAUCACAGAAGCAUUGUUUUAUCUGUUGCCUGUUCACUGGAAGCAGAUAUGGCACAUGUGGUAUUUCCUCCAUCCACAGCCAAGACAAACAUUGUGUUGCGUUUUCCUUCCAUGUCUCUCUUGCUCUCGCUGCCCUUCUCUUGGAUGCAGCUACAGAUUUGUCAGAUAAAUCAGUUUGUUGGGACAAAUCAUCCAGUAUCUGCUUUACUCUAUUAAAACAUUUGGGCUGUUAACAACUCUUAAGUUUAUCUUGAAUCAUCUGACAAAUGCUGCUGAUAACUUAAUAGAAAGGACUAUUGAGAAUCCCUGAACUGUCAUUUAAAAACUGAGCUCAGACAGACUUCCUCAAUAGGCCACGUUCCAGACAAUCAAAUGAUCGUUUGGUGUAAAAGCAGGGGAGUGACCUUUAAACAACAGAAGGGGUGAAUGUGCUUGCACUUACUUAACACAAGUAUCUGUGUAACUCAGCUUUGCAAUGCUAUCAUAGUAGUUGAACGAUAGCCUACUAUGAGUGUGAUGGUUUAUCAGUGCAGUGCAUGUGACAGUAUUAUUCAUCACAGUCCAAUGUAGUGGUUCCUAAACUCAUUUUGGCCAAUGACAAGUUCUUACAGGCAAGUUUUGAAACUCAGCUGGCAGCUGGUAAUGUCUGUGGACAGUCGUUUCAGGCUAAAAAGAGCCAUUACUGUAAGUUAAAUGUGCACUGAGACAGAAAAACUGCAUGUCUAGAAACACCAGUCAAACCUGAUAAAAAUCUGCUUGAAAAGUUUGGUGAAUUUGCUCCUAAAUGAGGUUUGAAAGCCCCCACAGGUUAUACUUUUUCCACUCACUCAUCAUCACAACACCACCGUUGCACCAUUGUAUGUUUUAUAACCGUUGCGCGGUUCCAAAGAUUGUUUUUUAGGGGAAGAGGUGGCACACGUGUCAUAGAUUCACCAUCUUUGGUGUUUCAGAAUUCUCCCAAACUAUGGAAAAAGCGUAUUUGAGCUGUACCCAGUGUUCCCUCUAAUUUUUCAUGAGUCUGAGCAAACACACAAACUCCUUGAGCGUUCCUUGGACCACUGUGAGCAACAUCAGACGUGUGCACUGUGGUCACACCAGCAUCACAUCCAUUCAAGUUACAUGGUUCAUUAAAAGAAUCAAAUUACAGCAUUUACAUUUCUGUUAAAACACUUUGUCAACAGGAGCCAGUUGAAGGCUGCAGUGAUUUUAGUGACACUACAAUGUAUAAGAGUGAAGUUAUUGAAUAUUUGUCUCUCUUUACUGUUGCAGCGGUUUUGCAAAUUGCAGACGGACCCUGUUCACUCCAUAGACACCAAUGUUAUUCCUGUAGCUUGAAAGACAGCUACUUUUGAUAAAACUGGGCUUGUAGCACAUUGUCUGCCUUGCAACAAUGGGAAAGAGGCACCGUUUAUGUUUUGACAACCUAUAUCUAAUGAGUUAUUGAUGCUGGAAGCCCGAAUCUGUGAAUAUCUUUCCAACUUUACUGAACUUGGGGCCACUACCACCUAAGGAGUGAUAUAUUUAAUUGUGAAAAAAGCAUUUAGCCAUACUUAAAGCUUUAAGUGCUUUAUUAACACGGAACUAAAAAUUUUGUAUUGUUUUAUUAUCACAGGUUCUGUCUGAAAAGAGGUGGCAUCAUUUUAAACAGUGAAAUCAAACUAACAAAAUGUAAUGACCAACCAGUGAGCAAUACUGGAUUCUGCAAAAACAUAAACAACUUUUUUAAAAAUCUAAAUCUUAUCUUAACAUAGUUAAUUUAUUAACUUAUUUUUGUGUGUAUGCAUGUAUUUAUUGAUUUAUUUAGUGCUGUUAACAUAUCAGAGUUCUGAGUGAAUUUUUCUUAAGAUAGACAAAGGCCAUUUAUUGAUUACAUAUAGGCUGUUAAAUGUUUAUUGAAAACUAAAAAGCAUUUUAAAUAAAACAAUUCAAUUCAAUUCAAUUUUAUUUAUAUAGCACCAAUUACAGUCAAAUUGUCUCGAGACACUUUACAGAACCCAUAUGCCUGAACCCCCAGAGCAAGCCAAAAGGCGACAGUGGCAAGGAAAACACCCUUUUAACAGGGAAAAAAAACCUCGAGCAGAACCCGGCUCUAAUAUGGGGGGACCCAUCUGCCUGCUGGCCGGGUAGGUUGACUUAGGCAUUUAUUGAGUCACUAAAAUACUGUAGAGUACAGACCACAUCAGCAUGAUUAUAAGCAUCCUCUGGUAAAUGAACAACCAGAUACUGAUGUCUCUCACCAUAUGGACUUCAGGAGAUGACUGGGGGAUGAUAAACUGUGACCUACUGGUUGGGUUCUCUCUGUUCUCAUGUUUCUUACAUGUUUGUCCCCUGACAGCCGGGUCCUAAUGUUUUUUGAGCAACACACCAUACUAUGACGUUUUUACAAUGAUGGUUCUACUAUGGAACCAGUUUGACAUGUUCAGGUGUUCUUUGUGUGAAAACUCAGAGAUUUCAGGUAUCAGAAGGUGGCUUUCAACUUUCUUUGGUAACUUUCUGCUUCAACUUUAAACUAAAUUUCCUUCACUAACCCAGCCCUCUGGACUUCCAGUAAGCUGUGUUCCUAUUGGCUGUCCAGGUGGCUGCUUGGUGUUAUCAGGAACACCUGAGCAGCUUGGUGUUAUCAGGAACACCUGAGCAGCUCAGUGUCUUCCUGCUUUAUUUAGCUGCAGACAAACAUUUCCUCUGCUUCUGUUCACCAGUGAACUGGGUUUGGUUCUGUUGCUUUAGUUUGUUUUUUAGGCGUUGGCUUGCAGCUUCCAGCAGUAAAAUUGUCUUUAAUGUGUUUCUUGCUGUGUUUUAGGGCUUUGUACUGGAUAGUUGUCUUGGUAAAUGUGGUUCUUUAGCCACAGGUAGCACAUGGUGCUAAUGUGUGCAGUGAUUAGUUGAUUUGGUGCAGUUGUGUCUUUAUCUUGGUUGUAGUGAGUCUUUAGAGGUUUUUGGUCAGACACAUUCUGUAUUCUUGUUUGUGAACCAGCAUUGGUUGUCCAGAAGGUCAGAGCUCCUGUCCUGAUUCUCUGUUCUCAGAGGUUCUCUGGUAGGCUGCAGGAGACUUUAGCGUUUGGGUUGUGCUAGUUUGGUUUUUGUAUGGUUUCAUUUGGAUGACUAUCUUGAGGCCCCUCCAUGUGGUUUAGUGAGGUUUUCUGCAACAGUUCUACAAAGCAACCUGCAGCAGAAGAGACUUUGAGAGUUUUUAGGAAGUUCUGGAGACCAGACUUUAGAGCAGCAGAAACAUUUGUCAGCAGUUUGAGCAGGAGAAGGUGAGCUUCAGAGUAGAAAUGAGACAGAAACCUUCUUGACCUGUGUGGUGAGGUCCUGUACCAAGAGUUUGAGCAGGUUGUGAAGAGUCUGUAGUUCUUUGGUCUGAAAGCACAAGAAGAGUCGACUCAUUAAAGGAGAAAACAGGAGAUAUUGUUGCUUUCUGGAAAUUCUGGAAAAUAUUUUAUCUGUAAUUUUGAAUAUUUGUAUUUUUAAAAUUUUGUUUCAUUUCAUAAUGACAUGUAUUGUAUAUUGCUGAAUUAUCUCAUUCAAUAUUUUGUCUGUUUAAUAGAGUUAAACAUUAAUUACAAUUAAAUUCUAUUAAACAGACAAAAGUUUGUGUUCUUUAGUCUUUAAAAGCAGAUAAUUACAGAUGUCAGAAAUAUAUUUGUCACAUAUUAAAUCCCCUGUAGAUUGUGGAAAAAGUAACAAAAUCAUUAUGUGUAAAUGUUUUGUGUGUAUGAAAACAGAAGAGGUGCACUAAAGCAGAUCUAAAUAACCUGAAAUUCCAAUGUCAAUGUUGACAAUGUGGACACACAGAUGCAUUUAUUGCCAAAUUUCCAUGUCGUGUAAGAAAAACCCAAGCAAACAUCACACGUACCGUAUAUUAAGCUACAACUUAAUUGCGUUGGGCCGUAACGUGGUUGGUCAGGAGGUUGUGGUCAACCUUCUUUUCACUUCCCCAUCAUAAAAAGCAGAAGAGGUUCAGUGAUAAAAGCACUUUCGGAACAGAUGUUUCUAAAGGUUUAACCAGACCCAUGACCUUUGAUGUUUUAGUUGUUUAAAAGUUACAGAGGGCAUUUUUGGGAAAUAUUUCUAAUUUUGUUGUUCGAUUUCCCCCCAGUAUGUGAACCAAAAGUAGCAAAAUGUUCUGCAGUAACCGUGUGAAAAUAUUGAAAAAGAAAUUUCUAGUAUUACAUUUUGUGAUUCAACAUGUGCGCUAGUCUGCCUGUUAAAUAACAGUUUAUGGCUGGUGUUAGGUCAUUUAACUGCGUGUUGAGAUCUCAUUUUGAUUUAUUUUUUAGCUCUCAGUUGGCCGCAAUCAACUUUUUUUUCUCCAUUGUCCAUUAAUCUGUCAAUUUUCUUGAUUAAUAGAUGAAAUGUUUUGUCUUUAAAUUCCGUAGAAAAUUAAAAAAUAUGCCCAUUCUAAUUUCCAGAGCCCAAGGUGAUUUAUUUAAAUUAGUUAUUUUAUCUGGUCAACAGAUAACCCAAAAAUUAUUCUUUAUAUAUUUGUGUCAGCAUUCAUCCAGUUGUUAUAUUUCUAACACAGGAGUCAACUAAGUCUAGGGCUUGUUUGCACUCACUAGUUGUCUUGACUCUAGUGGUGCUGUAAUGGCAACAGGUGCUGAGCGUCUCGUCGUGCGUAUGUUGCCUGUGUUUAUUAUGUAUGUUGGAAUGUUGUGUACGUGAAUUGUAUGUACAAUACACACACAGAUGCUCUGGCACAAAAAUAAAGUUCUUUGAAUUGAAUUGAAUAGUGUGCAGCUAGUUUAAUCAGAUCAUUUUAAUUAAAAAUAAUAAUUCUUGGGUCCAGUCUCUCCAUAAUGAUCAUCAUGUCUCACAAGGUUUCACUGAAAUCUUCCCACUGUAUGACUCAGAUUAAUCAAAGUGUAGAAAUAAAAUCACUUUGCAUUAAUCAUAACUGUCAGUAUGCAGGAUAUUUAGAGUUUAUUGUGACUAUAGACCAGUGAUAUUCUUGGUUCUGAUCAUGUCUUGUUGACCUGCUUGGUCAAAUAACAGUUUAUGGUCAGUGAAAGGGCAUUUAGUUGUAUGUUGAGAUCUCAUUUUAAUUAGCUUAAAUUUGCCUACAGUAGUUCUUUUUCAUCAUUGUUUAAUUGUCUGUAUACUAUUUCUUGAUUAGCGGAUGAGUGUUUUGUCUCUAAAUUGUCCGAAUAUUGUGAAAAAUACCAACUCUGAUAUCCCAAAGCCCAAGGUGACAUUGAAAUUGAAUAAUUAAAUUUAUAAAGCAGGAGCCAUCAAAGUUUGGCUUUUUUUUUAAAACUUGAAACAUUGCUGAAACUAUUUAUGGGCUUCUUUAUAGUAUAUUUAAUUAAAUCAUUUUAAUGAAUAACAAAACACUUCUGUAAGCAAUUACAACAAUCAGUUUCAAUAAUCGUGACCUUGUUUUCUGUCUCACUGCGAUAAUGUUUGCAUCAUGUCUCACAUGACUAUUCUGUACCACAGAAUGGGCUGACAAAGCGAGACGAUACAUGACUGAUGUGGUUGUACAGGAACAACACAAAGUUUGUCUCUGAUUAAUGUAGUUAAAAGUGUAGAAAUGAAAUCUCUGUGUAUUUUUCACAGCUGUCAGUACUUCGGGUUCGCUGUAACUUUAGACUGGUGACUUCUUGGUCCUGAUGGUGUCAGUUUUUAACACUUCUAGGUGACAUUCUUGUUCAAAUAGCAGCUCACUGUUAUUUAGUUGUAUUUUCAGACCAACCUUAAUUUGUUAAAAUAGGUUUUCAGUACAAUCCAACAUUUUCUCCCAUUGUCAAUUAAUGGAUUAAAUUUUUUUUUUGUAAAUUGUAAGAAAAUUGUGAAAAAUACCUACGCUAAUUACCCAGGAGCCUUGGCUUUUUUAACUUAAAAUAUUGCUGCAACUAUUCAUAGAUUUAUUUGUGUGUGUAUGUGUGUGUGUGUGUGUGUGUGUGUGUGUGUGUGUGUGUGUGUGUGUGUGUGUGUGUGUGUGUGUGUGU